Molecule: messenger RNA, 1790 nt
Organism: Dermacentor albipictus
Lineage: Eukaryota; Metazoa; Arthropoda; Arachnida; Ixodida; Ixodidae
Product: endochitinase-like
Biological process (GO): chitin catabolic process; carbohydrate metabolic process
Cellular component (GO): extracellular region
Molecular function (GO): chitinase activity; chitin binding
Source: RefSeq, a predicted model, not a curated record
GAGAGGCUGAAUUGUGUGUGCUCCGAAGCGCAUGAGAACACCCACUUGUCUUUUCAGCUGCCUUCGACGCAGAUGCAGCAGUUGGUGCUGGCGCUGCUGCUUGUCUCAGGGGGAAGCCGUGUUGCGUGAUCGCACCUUCAAUAGCACUUCGUGGUUUUCAAAUGCAUUGGCUGUCCUUCUAGUAAGUUUGGACAACAGAGGCGAAGCCUUGGAGUAGCCGUUGUCCAUAUCACAACUCCCCCUCCGCGCAGCCCGUAACCCACCACUCAUUCAAUUAUUCGUUCACGGCAGCAGGAAUCCAGCCGGAAGGAAUUCAUUUCACAACUCUAAAUGGAAGCGCUGCGUCUUUCGUGGCUGGCAAUCGUCAUGGCUGUCGUCGUUGUGAACCUGGACAACGUGGCGACGAGGCACGCGGGUGUAGAGCGCAGAGACGUGAGCGGCGCUGGUCGCGCAGGAAAGUGCAGGGACAGGCAUAAGCAUCGCCCUGACGACGGAAACAGGAAGGAAGGCGGGUCAAGCGGAUCUGGUGGGUCGGGUGGUGUUGGGGGCGCCGGAGAACCGUGGUACAUGUCAGACGACAGUCAAGAGGAGCAGGUGAAGCUCGAUCGUGACCGGGAAUUUCGCGAGAAGGAACGCUCCAGUGCGAAGCAAGCGCCUCUGGUGUGCUUCUUACGAGGGGACGGCUUCACGCACACCGGCGCCAUGCGCUUCCCCCUGAACACCAUACCCAAGAACAAGUGCACGCACAUCGUGUACUCGUACCUGGAAACCGACAACAAGACCGGAAAUCUAUUAUUUCGUAAGAAGGGCCUGCACGAGGAAAAGGCUCUACUGAGGAAGCUGGCCUCAAUGAAAAACAAAAGGCGACAUCUGAAGGUUCUUUACAGCUACGGUGGUGGGGCACACUGGAGCAGCCUGCUCAACCGACUGCGCUCGGACAAGGACAUGAAGAAGCUGAUCAAGGAACUCGACAUGUUGCUGAGAGAAAAGCGACUGGACGGCAUCAACUUUCACCUCGAAGGACCCGGCCCUUCUAGCUGCAGCAAGAACGACGCUGACAGAGUCUUACAGUUCAUCAGGGAAUUCCGGCUGACGGUAGCCGACCACGAUGUCCUGCUGACGAUGCAGCUUCCCGCCUGCCGCGAUUCCAAGUGUGACCAUGUGCAAAAGAAAGAACUGGCCCGCUACAUAGACUACUUUUUCCUGAUGACGUUCGACUACAAGUUGGACGACCUGUCCAGGACAAGGAUCACUAGCGGAGUUCUACAGUACGAAAACGGGCGACGUACCCACAUUGAUACAGAAGGCUGCGUGUAUCACUGGACCCAAGCCGGUGUACAGAAGAACCAGAUAAUACCGGGAAUCCCCACCUACGGGCGUUCUUACACACUUGACAACCAGAACAAGUACGGCCUCGACGAACGCCUCAAGAAGUCCCACCCACUCGGUUAUGGUGCAAACUUUACCAAGGUGGACGGAUACAUGAAUUACAUCGAGACAUGCCGACGUGUCGUAUACUUCCACUGGCCAAGACAAUGGGUGAACUUCGCGGCGACUCCCUACAUUCACUACCAGGACCAGUGGAUAAGCUACGAGGACAGAGACAGCGUUAAAUACAAGAUAGAGUGGAUGCGGAAGAACAAGCUCGGCGGAAUCUUCUUGUGGUCGCUGGAGGCGGACGACUAUGCAGGCAGCUGCCAGCAAAGAAUACGCUACCCUCUGGUGGAGGCCGCACGGAAGGCACUCGAAGGUUACCGUCCUUCUUGAAUAAACAGUUACGCUGUCGCUCA